CCUUGUUUCUGGUUCUGGUGCUGGUAAAGGUUUCCUUCAAGGCCUAAUUUUCUGACUCUCCAGUAUAAUCAUGGACCCAAAACUUGCAGGUUUCUCUCCCUUUAAGCCUUGCCCAUCUGUCACCUAAUCCUUGAAAGCCUUCUUUUUUCGCUUCACAAUGAACAACCUGUACGUUAUAGCUUGAUUAAUUUAGACGCUAAUUGAGGAAAUGGCAGCUGUUGUCACAUAUCUGGUCAUCUUUACUGUCAUCUCCAGCGCCCUUGCUUACGAUCCUGACAUGCUUCAAGACCUCUGCGUGGCUAAUACUUCUGCAGGAAUUAAAGUGAAUGGGUUUACAUGCAAGGCAGAGACAAAUAUCACUGAAGCUGAUUUUUUCUUUGACGGUCUAGCCAAACCAGGAAAAGUUAACAAUUCAGUAGGAUCACUUGUAACAGGAGGCAAUGUUGAGAAAAUCCCAGGCCUAAACACCCUAGGCGUGUCACUGUCUCGUAUUGACUAUGCACCUGACGGCCUUAACCCACCUCACACUCACCCCCGAGCCACUGAAAUGAUCUUUGUGUUGGAAGGUGAACUGGAUGUUGGAUUUAUCACCACUGCAAACAAAUUGAUCUCAAAGACUGUCAAGAAAGGCGAAGUCUUUGUGUUCCCUAGAGGUUUAGUUCAUUUCCAGAAGAACAACGGUGACAAGGCAGCCUCUGUAAUUUCAGCAUUCAAUAGUCAGUUGCCUGGUACCCAGUCCAUUGCCAUGACCUUGUUUACUUCAACCCCAGCAGUUCCUGACAAUGUCUUGACUAAAGCUUUCCAAGUUGGUACCAAGGAGAUUGACAAGAUCAAAACCAAGCUUGCCCCCAAGAAGUCCUAAUUUUGUUCCUAAAAAAAUUCCCAAUUCGGUACUAUGCUUGAUAAAGUCUCUUUGUUGAUAUUUGUAAUUAUAUAUUUUCUUCUUCUUUUUUUCCCUGAAUUGAAGAAUGCUAUUGGAUAUAAGUUGAUGUUCGCUAUAUCUUAAAUUAACAGCAAGAGAAAUAAUAAUACUGUCCCGGAAUUAUGAGUCAA
Molecule: messenger RNA, 1053 nt
Organism: Populus trichocarpa (black cottonwood)
Lineage: Eukaryota; Viridiplantae; Streptophyta; Magnoliopsida; Malpighiales; Salicaceae
Product: germin-like protein subfamily 2 member 4
Exons: 3
Coding region: 209-862 (217 amino acids)
Biological process (GO): regulation of root development; plasmodesmata-mediated intercellular transport
Cellular component (GO): cell wall; plasmodesma
Molecular function (GO): manganese ion binding
Source: RefSeq, a predicted model, not a curated record